ACCAACUUGUAUAUACGCGGUCUUAGUCCGAGCACAACUGAUGAAGAUCUCAGAAAGAUGUGUCAGCAGUACGGUACAAUUACUUCAACUAAAGCUAUUAUGGACAAAGCUCUUAACCAAUGCAAGGGAUAUGGUUUUGUGGAUUUCGAAAGUCGCGAAGCUGCCGCACGCGCAGUUGAGAUGCUGACAAAGAAUGGGAUACAAGCCCAGAUGGCCAAAGUAAGACGAAAACAAAUUACUCUAGAUUUUUCUAUAUCUAAACUCAAAUUUAUAUCUGUCCCACAGCUUCAGCAACAAGAACAAGAUCCGACAAACCUCUACAUUGCUAAUCUUCCUCCGAAUUUCAACGAACAAAUGUUGGAGAAUGCUCUGAACCCAUAUGGGAUGGUAAUCUCGACACGGAUACUACGAAAUGCUGAUGGAAAUUCACGAGGUGUUGGCUUUGCUAGGAUGGACUCGAAGGAGAAAUGCGAAGAAAUCAUAGCUGCGUUGAAUGGAAAGUUAAUCGAGGGAAUGGACCCCAAUGCGACUCCAUUGUUGGUAAAACAAGCCGAUACAGGAAGGAAGAAUACACGAAAGAGGAGCGACAUGGGCUUUGAACUUGGCAUGUAUCCAAGUCAGGUAGGCGGUGUUUGCUACUUUUCUUACCCAUGUUCUACAAAACUAUCUUUCCAGCCGUUUACUAUGACAGCUCCACAUGAAUACAUGAGAAAUAUGGGAGGUAUGCCACAGAUGUAUCCACCAGCAUACGUGAAUUAUGGUAUGGGAUAUCCUCAGCAAGUGGCCGGAUAUUCGCCUUACGAUGUUAAUGCAAUGACGAGCCAGAUGGGUGGUAUGCAGUUAGGAGGAGCGGCACCUCCCUCUGCUCAGGAUAACGUGUAUAUGCUUCAACAAGGAUAUUUUGUCAACAGUAGAAAGCAAUACAAUGGCACCGGUCAGUACGACGUUAUGCAAGGACCUUCUGGCAAUGGAAAUGCUCAGAUGGCAGCAAUGCAUGGGGGACAGUAUGUACAACCUGGUGAUGAAGACCCUUACAGAAAGAUGAAUGGUGGCCAG
This is a messenger RNA of Cylicostephanus goldi, 1056 nucleotides long. The record is from the annotation of a GenBank genome assembly. NCBI's taxonomy places the organism in Eukaryota, Metazoa, Nematoda, Chromadorea, Rhabditida, Strongylidae.